This is a messenger RNA of Limulus polyphemus (Atlantic horseshoe crab), 816 nucleotides long. RefSeq names its product PAS domain-containing serine/threonine-protein kinase-like. The record is from RefSeq and is a predicted model, not a curated record. Lineage: Eukaryota; Metazoa; Arthropoda; Merostomata; Xiphosura; Limulidae. The annotation marks the transcript as partial. The transcript has 4 exons.
UAAAUUGAAAUCAGGGCUUGUUACCGUGGAAAAGUCUAAGACAUAAGAUCUCACUUGAUACUGUCGGAAGGAAUCAGUUUGGAUCACCUUCAUAUCCAUCGCCGCUUGAUAGAGUACGAAGUGGUCGAAGAGAACGUGCGGCUCAACUUGGUUUGUCGCCACAAAAACAUAGCCGGCCGUACGAAGCCAAUCAGUCAUUUCCUUCCUCUUAUAAAACUAAUGAUUGCUAUGGUGUUUCUACAAGUAGCCCUAUUGUUGUGACAACUGAUACCAGAAAAAAAGGAAUUAACAGCUUUAAAGGUAAUGGGUUGAGCAGCUUCAGUUUUUCAUCUGGAGGAUCUAAAGGUAGUUUUGCCCCUUCAGCUAGUGUUUCCCAUCAGAACAUGUCUCUCAGUGGAAGUUGGGUGUUUCACAACUUUGUAGGGGGUGGUCAGAGUCGUUCAGUGUUUACACACACUGUCCAUAAUCCCAACAAAGCAGUAGUGACAGUCAAUGCUAAAACAACAGAAAUUUUGGUGGCUAACAAAAUGGCAUGCCAACUACUGGGUCAGAGCACUGAAAAGCUGAUUGGACAACAACUUUCUCAAUAUUUUUCCACAAAGAAAGGUCAAUAUUCCCUUACAGAGACUUUGUUAGAAUCAGAUGGAGAACUGGUGUGGAUGUCAGGAGUUGUGAUGGACUUAGUUGACUCUGAUGGAGAUAUUAUUCCAGUAUCAGUUUGGAUGCAAAGAUUGAUAGUUGAUGACGAACCCCGCUGCCUUGUUGUUAUGGAACCCGUGGAAAGAACAACAGCUGUUGUGAUCUUCGAUUCUGAUG